CAUCGUUACUGUAAUUGAUCGGUGUAGGGGGAGUCGUGGGUACAGGAGAUCAGUUCGAGUGUACGAAGUACGUACAGUUGCAUCAUGGGGUUGUGAAUCGCAGUUAUAGUUGUUGGAAAGAAGGUAUAAAUAUACCUGUAGAGACUCUUCAUAUCCUCAUUAUACAAAACUACAACGUCUACUUGACAUACAAGUUCUUCCAGCUCUUCUUUCACAAACCCUCUGCAACAAUGCGUUUCACCCUCUUCGCCGCUCUUGCCCUUGUUGGCACUGCUCUUGCUACUCCUCAGGCUAAGAUUGGCACCGGUCAACCCUGCAAGGCAGAUGGAAGCAUGGGAGUCUGCGACAGCGGUCUUUGCGUGCAAACCCCCGACCAGACCCAGGGUGUGUGCAAGUGAGCACCCCUCCCAGAUAAAGGAGAAACGGAGGAGAGUGUAUCCAGCGCACGUUAUCUCCAGAUAUCCCUCGGACAAUGCCCUAUUCAGUGUAUUUAGAUUUCAUGGUCAUUAGUAGUGGUUGAUUUGACCGUGCCAUUCCUUUGAAUUAAGAACCAGAUCUUGUUUGCUUAUCACCUCUC
This is a messenger RNA of Aspergillus pseudotamarii, 577 nucleotides long. RefSeq lists its product as uncharacterized. The coding region runs from base 231 to 398 and encodes 55 amino acids. The record is from RefSeq and is a predicted model, not a curated record. The transcript is spliced from 3 exons. Lineage: Eukaryota; Fungi; Ascomycota; Eurotiomycetes; Eurotiales; Aspergillaceae.